This is a messenger RNA of Lindgomyces ingoldianus, 1765 nucleotides long. Its product is annotated as acetyl-CoA synthetase-like protein. The coding region runs from base 122 to 1666 and encodes 514 amino acids. The transcript has 3 exons. Gene Ontology annotation, biological process: fatty acid metabolic process. The record is from RefSeq and is a predicted model, not a curated record. Gene Ontology annotation, molecular function: medium-chain fatty acid-CoA ligase activity. NCBI's taxonomy places the organism in Eukaryota, Fungi, Ascomycota, Dothideomycetes, Pleosporales, Lindgomycetaceae.
GGGAAUGGUGCUAUCAGUCUAGACGCAUGCGAGCAGGCCUCUUGUGUAAUUUUGUUUGUUCUUUCCCUGUACAGUUGCGUAUACUAAGAUAUCCAUAGACUUUUGCCCCGAUAUCAACACAAUGGCUCCCACCACCCUCGAAAAUGCCUUCUCCGAGGACUCGUCCUCCACUGCCAUCAUUGUUCCCUCAAAACCUCCCCUAUACAUCUCCUACCAGAGACUUACCGCCGAUGUCAAGGCAUUCCAACAGCAACUGGCUGCUCUCGGCGUGACCGCUCAAUCUGCCGUCUCCAUUGCGUUACCCAACUCGUACGAAUUCAUCGUCUCUUUCAUUGCCGCAUCCUGGCAACGGGCCAUUGCGGCGCCACUCAACCCAGCAUACAAGCAAUCCGAGUUCGAGUUCUACAUCGACGAUCUGAGUUCGGCGGUUGCUCUGGUGCCGAAGGGCGCGUUUAGUCAAGAUGCAGCUUCUGUUCGCGCAGCAAGAAAGUACAAAGCCGCAAUCGCCGAGUGCUUCUACAAUGGCAAAGAAGUGGUUCUAGACGUCAGGGAAAAUGGGAAAUUAGCGGGCGAGAGCAACAAAAACGUCCAGUCAGCGCAGCCAGAUGAUAUUGCGUUGGUCCUACAUACCAGUGGAACAACAGGUCGCCCAAAAGCUGUGCCAUUAACACACCGCAACCUGCUAAGAACAAUGAAGAACAUUCAGGCUACCUAUCAAUUGUCUCCCAAGGACCGUACUAUGCUGGUCAUGCCGCUCUUCCACGUCCACGGUCUACUAGCCGGCUUCCUCGCACCGCUUGCCUCUGGAGGAUCGGUCAUUGUACCAUUGAAGUUUUCAGCUUCCGAAUUUUGGGGAGACUUCAUUGAGCAUAAAGCAAAUUGGUUUACGGCGGUCCCCACGAUCCAUGUAAUUCUCCUCAAGAAUCCACCUCCAAACCCAAAACCUCGAAUCCGUUUUAUCCGGUCAUGCUCUUCUCCACUCUCGCCCAAGGUUUUCCAUGAACUAGAAAAGGCGUUCAAUGCCCCGGUCCUGGAGGCGUACGCAAUGACCGAGGCUGCACAUCAAAUGACGAGUAACCCUUUGCCUCCCAGAAAGCGCAUACCUGGCAGCGUAGGUAUUGGUCAGGGAGUUGAGAUUAAGAUCCUUGAUCAAGAGGGAAACGAAGUUGCACAAGGUGAAGAGGCCGAGAUCUGCAUCCGCGGCGAGAAUGUUACCAAAGGCUAUCUCAACAAUCCCGCUGCUAAUGCUUCAUCGUUCACUAAGGAUGGCUUUUUCCGGACUGGUGACCAGGGCAAAAAAGACCCUGAUGAUUAUGUGAUUAUCACUGGUCGCAUCAAAGAGCUCAUUAAUAAAGGUGGUGAGAAAAUUAGUCCUAUUGAACUGGACAACGUGAUUGCGCAGCACCUAGCUGUGUCUGAGGCUGUCAGCUUUGCGCUGGACGAUGAGAUUUACGGGCAAGACGUUGGGGUCGCCGUUGUGGUCAAGGACGGACAGAAGCUCAAUGCCGAAGCCUUGAAGACUUGGAUGGGUGAAAGGGUUGCCAAGUUCAAACUGCCUAAACAGGUCUUCUUCACGGAUACCAUGCCCAAGACCGCCACUGGCAAGAUCCAACGACGCCUCGUCGCCGAAGCCAUGCUCAAGAAAGAGCCUAAGCCUAAGCUUUAGCCUUUAGCAUACUGCAUUCUGUCUGCAAUGUACAGUAGAUACCGUUUUGCAUAUAGCACAAGAUACUUGAAUAGAGCCCACGUUUUGGUACCGAUUGGA